UUUAAUUGUGACGCAGUUCUUGUGCCUCUUUUGCCCUCUUUUGCCUGCUUCAGAAUGGUGCCUCGCGACAACCCACCCACCCCGAGGCAGAGAGCAGAGACUGAGCCACCUGACCCGGCCCUCCUCGACAACGACGUCAUGGCCUUGUCUUAGCGCAAGAUCCCACAUUGGAGACCAUCUGGACGUCAUCGACGGCAGCGACAACCAUCACUACACUCACUACAUUGUACACACAACACACACAAUGGUCGCCGUGUCCCUACUCGACGCCGCAACAUGGCUCCUGGGCAUCAUCGCGACCGCGCCGGAGCCCCACUUCGCCCCAGAGUCGGCGGCGACGACCGCCCCCGCCCGCGUCCCCUGGCCCGAGGCGCGCGCGCGCGCCGAGGCUCUAGUGGCCAACAUGACCGUCGUCGAAAAGGUCAACAUCACCUCGGGCGUCGUGGGACCAUGCCAGGCCAACUCGGGCAGCGUGCCGCGCCUCGGCGUCCCGAGCCUGUGCUACAAUGACGGACCCGCGGGGCUGCGGUACACCGACUUCGUGACGCAGUUCCCGAGCCAGUUCACCACGGCCAUGUCGUUUGAUCGCGAGCUCGUGCGCGGCGUCGUCGAGCGCUACUCGGCCGAGUUUGCAGGCAAGGGUGUGAAUGUGCAGCUUGGUCCGCUGACUGGCGGUCCCCUCGGCCGGAGCCCAUUCACAGGCCGUAACUUCGAGGCAUCCUCGCCGGACCCAUACCUCUCCUCUACGCUCUCCUACGUGUCCAUCCGCGGCGCGCAGAGCUCCGGCCUCAUCUCGUGCGCCAAGCACUACUUCCUGUACGAGCAGGACCCGGUGUGCUCUGGCCCCGUGACGGAUGACGGGCACAGGACAGACUGCCAGCAGGUCCACUCGCUCGUCGAUGACAAAACUGUCAAGGAGCUCUACCUUCCUUCCUUUGCCGAAGCCGUCCGCGCGGGCGUCGGCGCAGUCAUGUGCUCGUACAACCAGAUCAACGACACGCCAGCAUGCCAGAGCGACGACGCGAUGAACCGCAUCCUCAAGAAGGAACUCAACUUCCAGGGCUUCGUGCUGAGCGACUUUGGCGCGACACACUCGACGGUCGAGUCCAUCAACGCCGGCAUGGACCAGGAGCUGCCGGGCACAUGGUUCUUUGGCCAGCGCCUCAUCAAGGCCCUCAAGGACGGCAAGGUCAAGGAGAAGCGCCUCGACGACAUGGUUGUGCGCAUCCUCACCCCGUGGAUCGCAUUCGGUCAGGCCGACAAGUGGAACGAGGUCAACUACCAGAUGUACAACCUCGGCGACGAGGUCAAAGUCUGGGGCCACACCUUCAGAAACCAGCAUGUCGAUCCAAGGAGGGAAGACAGCGCCGAGUUUGCGAGGAAGGCUGCCGAGCAGUCGCAUGUCCUUCUGAAGAACGACGGCGUCCUCCCCCUCAGGAAGAGCGUGCGCCGGAUCGCCCUCUUCGGCUCCGACGCAGACUACCCCAUCACUGUGAGCGGCUGCGGGCCCGACAUGUGGUGCACGACCGAGACAAAGCGGAUGCACUGGAACGGAACUGUGACGAUCGGCGGCGGGUCUGGCGCGACUUACCCCAACUAUGUGGUGCCGCCCGUUGAGGCCAUCUCCCGACGUGGACGUGAGACCGGCAUGCGUGUUGAUCACGUCCUGCGCGACGAGAAGGCGUUCUAUGAGACUAUCGCCAACGUCGCGAUCGCGUCCGAGGUCUGCCUCGUGUUCGUCAGUGUGUUCCAGUACGAGAGCUGGGACCGGUCGACGCUGCGCCUCGAUCGUGAUGGCGAGGACCUCAUCAAGCAUGUUGAGAAGAAGUGUGCCGGCGACGUCGUAGUCGUCAUCCAUGCUGGUGGCCAGGUUCUGGUUGAGGACUGGAUUGACCUACCAAAGGUCAAAGGCGUCAUCUUUGCUGGCUACCCCGGCCAGGAGACGGGCAAUGCCCUCGCCAACGUCCUCUGGGGCGACGUGAACCCGUCUGCCAAGCUGGCUUUCACGAUGGGCCGCAAGGAGUCUGACUGGCCGCCGAACAACAUCCUGCGCAAGGUCAAGAAGGGCCAUGAACCGCGACUGCACUUUGCGGAGGGCCUCGCGAUCGACUACAAGUGGUUUGACAAGCACAACAUUGACCCUCGAUUCGAGUUUGGCUUCGGGCUGAGCUACACCAAGUUCAAGCUCGAGGAUCUCCAGGUCGAGGCCAAGCACUCGCCGGUGCAGGACACGAUUCAGCAGACCAACGAGCAGCACGAGGGCCAGUACGACCUGUACGAUGUGCUCCUUGAGGCUUCCGUCAGCGUCACCAACGCGGGUGACGUGUUUGGCGGCGAAGCACCGCAGCUCUACAUGGCCUUCCCGGACACGGAGAAGGGCCAGCCACCUCGCCACCUGCGUGGCUACACCAAGGUGUGGCUCCAGCCGGGCGAGACGAAGCGUGUGACGUUCCCUCUGCGCAAGAAGGACCUCUCGGUGUGGGACGUCAAACGCCAGCUGUGGUACAUUCCCAAGGGAUUGUUUACCUUUUCCGCGGGCCACAGUUCCCGCCAGCUCGUGCUCGAGACGCGGACGGGCGUCGAAAUGUAACCGCCUGUGCGCGUUCCUUCCUUCUCAAUGCAAUGCAAUGCAUGU
Vanrija pseudolonga is the source of this 2635-nucleotide messenger RNA. RefSeq names its product putative beta-glucosidase G (gene bglG). The record is from RefSeq and is a predicted model, not a curated record. Gene Ontology annotation, biological process: glucan catabolic process. The transcript is spliced from 12 exons. NCBI's taxonomy places the organism in Eukaryota, Fungi, Basidiomycota, Tremellomycetes, Trichosporonales, Trichosporonaceae. The coding region runs from base 245 to 2590 and encodes 781 amino acids. Gene Ontology annotation, molecular function: beta-glucosidase activity.